AUGUCGACUCAGGCGAGCUGGACCUCGUUAACAGGAAUCCUAACCUUCCUAUUCGAAGGCAGUCUAAGCGCCAUAGCCGUCGCAAUCCUCAUCACCUUCGGCGUACCCAUCUUGCUACACAUCUUCUUCUUCCGCACUGUGGCGUCACCGCCAUCAAGUAACUUCCUCCUCCUCGGACCAAGCGGUGCGGGCAAGACAGCUUUCACGACUCUACUGGAAUCAAAAUCAUCGACCAGCGCCAAAAAGACCCAAACACACACAUCCCAAACAUCAACCCUAAUAACCGUCAGCCUCCCACCCACCGUCCCCACAGCCAGCAACCGCUACCGAUCAAUCAACGACCCCAGCCUAAAAGAAGCGUCCAAAAACCCCGUCCGCUACCGUCUAAAGGACACACCGGGCCAUGGCAAGCUCCGCGAAUCGCAAGGCCUCGCCGAGCUAGUCUCCAUGUCCGCCAGCAAGGAUAUCAAGACCAAGAUCCGCGGUGUGGUCUUCAUGGUUGACACGGCUGCACUGACGGACGAGGCGACCCUCCGCGACAGCGCGAGUUACCUGCACGACGUGCUGCUCGUGCUGCAGCAGCGCGCGCUGGGGAAGGGCAAGUCGUCUACGAAGCGCGAUGCGGAGAUCCCUGUGCUUAUUGCGGGGAAUAAGCAAGAUUUGUUUACUGCUUUGCCGGCGGGGUCGGUGCGGGAGAGGCUUGAGGGGGAGAUUGAGCGCAUUAGGAAGAGUAAGAGUAAGGGGUUGAUGGAUGCUAGUGCUGAUGGUGGGGAUGCAGAGGAGGAGGAGGAGGUGCUGGGUGAUGAUGAUGGGAAGGGGGUGUUUAGUUUCAAGUUGCUUGAGCAGGUUGGCAUUAAGGUUGAUGUUGUUGGGGGUGCGGUUAAGGGGGAUGCUGAGGAGGAGGUUGGGUCUGGGGUUAGGAGGUGGGAGGAGUGGAUUGGUAUGUGUCUUUGA
Messenger RNA from Penicillium manginii, 954 nucleotides. Its product is annotated as signal recognition particle receptor subunit beta. Bases 1 to 954 code for a protein of 317 amino acids. The record is from RefSeq and is a predicted model, not a curated record. The transcript has 2 exons. NCBI's taxonomy places the organism in Eukaryota, Fungi, Ascomycota, Eurotiomycetes, Eurotiales, Aspergillaceae.